Molecule: messenger RNA, 5753 nt
Organism: Pundamilia nyererei
Lineage: Eukaryota; Metazoa; Chordata; Actinopteri; Cichliformes; Cichlidae
Gene: mef2cb
Product: myocyte enhancer factor 2cb
Exons: 12
Coding region: 704-2284 (526 amino acids)
Biological process (GO): cell differentiation; positive regulation of transcription by RNA polymerase II
Molecular function (GO): RNA polymerase II cis-regulatory region sequence-specific DNA binding; protein dimerization activity; DNA-binding transcription factor activity, RNA polymerase II-specific
Source: RefSeq, a predicted model, not a curated record
UCUUCACGCAGGAGAGCAGAAGGUUUAGGGAAAGACUUGGUCGGGAUUGUGGGGAGGAACAGAAACAGCUUCGCAACAUCACUAUUAAGCUUCAGACGUCCAGUACUAAUACCGGCACCACCUCCAACACAGCCGCUCCACCGAGUCCCUCGCCGCUCACCGGUACUACGCACUAGCAGACCAGACGGUGCGUCCUCAGCGCCUCCUGAGCGAGCUCUGUCGGAUCAGAGAGAGAGAGAGAGAGAGAGAGAGGGGGGGGAGAGAGAGAGAGAGAGAGAGGGGUAGUUUUCUCUGACAUUAUAGGGACUCAUACCACGUAUUGUAGGUUACUUUUUUUUCCUCUCGGCGCCGUCCUCCUGCUUAGUUGCGCUCCUGGAUUUUAAGUGCGUCUCGGCGAACUCCGUCCCCCAUCAAGCAGCGGCUCCAACCUUCCUGUCAAACGGCCGGACCAAACACCCGGCGGACCGCUUGUUGUAGCCUUCUCUCGCUUCACUCGGGACAAGAUUUCAGAUAAAGUACAGAUGCUGGAAUCUUUGAGUUGAUUGAAACAAAUAGAAAGCAGGAAAAAAAAGAAGAAAAGACAAAGCAAAGGAAGAGCGGAAACGUGAAGAGAAACGGGAGAGAGAGAAGAGAAGAAGAAAGAGAAGAGAGAAGAAAGCUUGAAGUUCUUUAGAAAGAGGAGAGAAAGAAAGAGACGGGGACGAUGGGGAGGAAAAAGAUUCAGAUCACGCGGAUUAUGGAUGAACGCAACAGACAGGUGACAUUUACAAAGAGAAAGUUUGGCCUGAUGAAGAAGGCGUAUGAGCUGAGCGUGCUGUGUGACUGUGAGAUUGCCCUGAUCAUCUUCAACAGCACCAACAAGCUGUUCCAGUAUGCCAGCACAGACAUGGACAAGGUCCUGCUUAAAUACACUGAGUACAAUGAGCCCCAUGAGAGCAGGACCAACUCUGAUAUUGUGGAGACAUUGAGAAAGAAGGGCCUAAACGGCUGUGACAGCCCAGAUCCCGACGCAGAUGACUCGGUUGGCCACAGCCCCGAGUCUGAGGACAAGUACAGGAAAAUAAACGAGGACAUUGAUCUGAUGAUCAGCAGACAGAGACUGUGUGCAUUGAGCAAGAAGGAGAACAAAGGUGGCGAGAGCCCGGAGCUCGAGUCUGCGCUCAUCCUCACCCCGCACACUGAGGAGAAAUACAAACAGAUUAACGAAGAGUUUGAUCACAUGAUUAAAACUCAUAAGAUACCUCAGGCCGUGCCCCCAUCGAACUACGACAUGCCCGUGUCCAUUCCUGUUAGCAACCAGAACAAUCUCAUUUACAGCCAUCCCGGUGGAUCCCUAGGCAACCACAAUCUGUUGCCACUGGCACACCACGGCCUACAGAGAAACAGCAUGUCUCCUGGAGUUACACACAGACCCCCCAGUGCAGGUGGCCUCAUGGGUGCCGACCUUACCACUGGCGCAGGCACCAGUGCUGGAAAUGGAUAUGGGAACCACCGCAACUCGCCUGGUCUGCUGGUUUCUCCAGGUGGCAUGAACAAGAACAUGCAGACUAAGUCUCCCCCACCCAUGAACCUGGGCAUGAACAACCGCAAACCUGACCUACGUGUGCUCAUCCCCCCUGGUGCCAAGAACAACAUGCCGUCCAUUUCUGAGGAUGUCGAUCUGCUAUUGAACCAGAGAAUAAACAACUCUCAGUCUGCUCAGUCACUGGCCACCCCAGUGGUAUCAGUAGCAACUCCUACUCUACCAGGACAAGGCAUGGGCGGUUACCCAUCUGCCAUUUCUACUUCUUAUGGUACCGAGUACUCCCUGAAUAGCACAGACCUCUCCUCCCUGUCUGGCUUCAACAGUGGCAGCUCUCUACACCUUGGUUCAAUGAGUGGGUGGCAACAGCAACACCUUCAGAACAUGCAGCAUUCAGCGCUGGGCCAGCUAGGAAAUUGUUCUAGCUCUCACUUAUGUCAGGGUUCAAAUCUGUCCCUGCCCUCUGCUCAAAGCCUCCACAUCAAGUCCGAACCUGUUUCUCCUCCUAGAGAUCGCACCAGCAGCACACCGGGGGGCUACGGUGGCGGGGUGCCACCUCCCCAGAACCCCUCGUCCCGCCAGGACUCGGGACGCUCCCCUGUUGAUAGCCUGAGCAGUUGUAGCAGCUCCCAUGAGGGCAGCGACCGCGAUGAGCACAGGAAUGAGUUCCACUCACCUCUGGGACUGGCCCGGCCCGCCCUGGAUGAGCGUGAGAGCCCCUCCAUCAAACGGGUACGCCUGUCAGAAGGAUGGGCGACAUGAUUGCACUGUCCACUCCUCUGCAGUGCCCCAAGUUGCCCCGAGCUCCCGACAAUGCAGCAUUACGAUGCCCCACAGUCAGCUCCCUCUUCUUCCUCCUCGCACUCGAUCUCAUGAGUCACUCACCGCCCAACCCCAUGGCCUCUCUCCUUUUUUCUCUUUAUUGAAGGAAAGCAAAGGGACAACCCUUUCCAAAAAUCUGUUUGUAAUUUCUUUUCCUUAUUUUUUGUUCCUUGUUUUGAUUUUGCUGAGUGUGCGUGUGUGUGCGUGUUAUACAUAUUGACAUUAUAUAAAGCAGUUGGGUGUUGUAAUGGGGGCUUGGGAGGGUAGUUGUUGUUUGGGAUGGGAUCUGGGGGUAUUUUUGUUGGGGAACUAUGCAUAAAUUGUAUUGUGGAAAAAAAAAAGAAUCAUGUAUGCAUAUAUCUUAACACGUGUAACACGUGUCUACAGAUGUGCAUAUCAACAAAUACAAAAAAAAAGGUCAGGUACUCUGUUUCAUAAAAUGUACUUACAAUUUGCCCCAGUGCUAUAUCAGUGAAUAGAGACAAAAAAACAACAAAAACAACAACAAAAACAAGAUGAGCGUGAUUGUGUCCAGUGAAAAACACCUUAGCACUUGAGUUGGACAAACAAUACAUGUGUACAGUAUCAGUUUCAUUGCUAUAGACCUUCUCUGCAGUUUUACCUUGCAAAAAUGUGUGUUAACAUUAGAUGAUGUCAUGUUGCAGGUUCAACGUAUUUAUGUAAAUAGCGGGUCAAAGGGGUAAAAGGGCCUGGGGUCAAAAGUCGCCAGACAUUACAAGAUUUAUUUACUCACUAAAUGAAAAAGCUAUUAUGCAACAUUUGAAGGAUUGUACAGGUAAACGAGAAAACCCGAUGCUAGAUGUGUGGAACCCUUGAUCGUUUUCGUGCUCCCCUUAAAGAACGGAGUGAGGACCACUCUUUGAUCUAAGAGCUAUGUCGGCGUAAUCAAGAAAAUCUCUGGAUCUAGUAUUAACUAUUCAGUAUUGAUAAACAAAAAAAAGAGAAAAAAAACAAUUGUACAAUACACUUGCUUAUAUUUUCAUAUGAAAGGAAUAAAAUGCAAAGCAUUUUUGUGGCUUUUUGUAGUUUCUAUAAGCCAGAAUGUGUUUUUUGAUAGCUUUGCCAAUAAGAGAUGGAUAGUUCACCCAGAGGGGAAAUGACAGGGCUUCAAGCCCCAAGCCAUGAAAAACAGACUGAGAUCCAAUGCUUUGCUGAACUGUUUAAUCUUUGUAGAGGUUUGUUUUUAAACGUGUAUUUCUUAUUAUAUAUAAUAAUGGUAAUAUUAAGAAUCUUUUAAAAAAAAAUCUGUGAAAUUAACAUGCUUGUGUAUAGCUUUCUAAUAUAUAAAUAUAUAUAAUAAUGAUUUUUUUUGUUGGUUUCUUAGUGAAGUUUCUAUGUGCUGUUGCACAUGUUGUCUGGUUUGUUUCAUUUUAACUCUGAACAGGGCUGUUUGGGCGGGGUGUUUAGACUAACCUUAAAAACCAGCUGGAAAGCAUUGCCAGGGUUGAAGCCUGAAUGCUGAAAAACCUCAUUUCUAGUGGAAAAUGUCACGAGGCUGAAUCUGGAGACCACACAGAAAUAAAUGUUGACACGUAACGUACACGAUUGUCACACUGAUGAGGAAAUAUGACAAAGCCGGAGUCUCCGAAUACAUUUUUCUGCAUCCGGAUAUUUCGUUAGGAGUCCAAAUUAUUAUAAUUUAAUAAUCGUAGUCAUAAAACAUAGAUUUGACCUCAUCGAUUUUGAAUACCACCUUCAAUUUUCGACCCAGUCUACCUUGUGUUGGAGAUGUCGCUCAGACGCAAACUGUAAAAUCUUCCUUUGAAUCGCAUUAACGUAAUGCGAUUUAUGCAUCGUGAUUAAGUACUCUUGUUUUCAAACCUAAUUUAAUUCUGUGUCGCUCCAGUCUCGAAAACAGGGUUCCACAUCCUUUACCACACUGUCACAGACAGUUCAGCGUAAGACACAAAAAAGAACAAACUGAUCAUGCUGGUAUGGGAGAAGCACAAUUGUUUAUUCUUGAUGAAUAGCUUUGAUUUUCUCUUUUUUAAACAAUGAGACUAGCCACAUAUCUCUCCGCCUCCCACACCCGUAUCUGCUGUCACUUAAGUGUUAUGCUAUUUCUAUGUGCAUAUUUCAUGCAGGAUCACUAGGUUGUUACUGUAUACAGUCUGUGUAGUCAAAUGGGGCAGAGCCUCUAUAACAGUGUUUUUCUUCUUCUUCUUUUUUUUAAACUUCAAUAGAAAAAAAAAAGGUUGGGAAAAAAAUAAACAUGAUGUUUCAGGCAGCAUAAGUGUGGAGAAACCAAAGCCAGUGGCAUUUCUGUGUUGUAAAGUCAGCUUUUAUUUUCACAUUCAUAUAUGGGGGUUUUGUUUUUUUUUUGUUCUUUUGGUUUUGCAAGCAUUGAAACAAGAUAAUAAAAGAUUCUGCUUAAAUUCACAACUGUUUUCACAUUUCACUUUCAGUUAGUUAUUGUAGCUUUAGCCAUCAAACUGCAUUGUCCAUAGGAAUCGUAUUAAUUUACCUGCUUUCUUCUUCAUUUGUCUCCCUGUGCAGCGUAUCGAAAAAGGUUACAUGGGGGAAAAAAACAAAAAGGAAAGGAAAAACGCAUUUUCUAUUUACAAUUUGUUACUUAACUCGGAAUCAUUCAGGCCCGUGUGAAAGCUGUACUUGUUUUUCACUUCAUCAAUCAACAUUACACACUGCUUGCUCGCUGAAUAAAAUAAUGCCAACAUGUCCUGACAGUUAAUUAGAGUGCUAUAGUUUUGACAGUAUUUUUAACCAAAGACAUGGAGAAAGCUUGUCUUUAUAUCUUUGAUGUUGUUUUUUCUUCUUCUUCUUUCUACGUUUGUUCAAUUUGAAGCCAAUUUUUUUCUUCAUCUGUUGAUCAGUUGUUCUUUGUCAUUACUAUAUCAGACUAAAUGUUGGUACCUCAAAAUUGACCCAAGCAGUACCUCAGCUGAUUUUUUGAUAAGUCACUUAACGUGCAAAGGGGAGACCAUUCACCUGUACAGCCAUGUGUAAUAACAAUUGCUUAAGGUCCCAACAUUCACAUGCUACGGGACUCUUUGUUGCUCCUCUGUGUUUGUGGUUUAUUUAAGUUGUACUCAAAAGCUGAAAUUAAAAAAAAAAGAGUAAUAUGUUAAAAUACUUAAAAAGUCAGUCUGUAGUAUCAAUGUAGCUUGUAUAAACCUGAUGAUGGGGGCGGACGUUUGUAACUAAGGUUUUUUGGAAUGCAGGAGCGGCUUUCAGCGGCAUAAGCUGGCCUUUGUCGCCACUUGAGACUAAGAUGGUAUUAAAUUAAAAUCACAUCUCUGUAACUCAAGGGACUUGAUUCAGCUGUAUGUAGUGAAAACGUAUGGGGAUGAAAUAAAAGUCUCCUCUGCAGGAGGGAAAGGCUAUUUGUAUUUUGCAGAGAUUUCAGUAAAGUUACUGGCUUUCUUAGUUA